CACCCGAACAACCAUCGCAACAGGGGGCCAAAGAACUUCAUUACGAGAAUGACCGACUAGACCAAAACACUUUGCAGCUUGUCUUGGACUCAUACAGCACAGCACGCCUCCAGCAUUGAUAUUCCUCAUGAUGACGUUUGCUCCCACACCUGCACCCAGCUGAUCGUUCUUCUCUCGACCUUCUCGACGCACGGAAACCUUAACACGAGGUCUCAGCAAAAUCAGGCCACAUAGAAGUCUCUUCAUCAAACCAUACCGAGCACGAUGAGCCCCCGCCGGCCCGUUGUUGACUUCGUGGUCAGCUCGCCACCUUCUGUGACGAGCUCGACGAUUCCUUCGUCUCCGCCUCGACCAGACUCCCGCAAGGAGCGGAGAAACCCAUCCAUCACCCCCAGGAAGUUUAGGCGGUUCUUCACUCCUCGCUCGCGUGUCCCAUCCCAGACCAGUCCUGCACGAAGAGCUCUACGCGAACUAGGAGCUCCGGAGAUCAACCACAGAUAUCAGACGCCAGCCCCUUCUAGUCCGAUAAAGCCGACAGAAGACGACGAAGCUGCUGCAUUACAGGAAGGAAGUCUCGGAAGCUAUAACACUCGAUCAGCCAAACGUCGAAAGCGUGACCACACACCCGAAUCAUCACCCUGUGGACCAAGUGCAGCAUGCUCGAGGGAUAGACUCACCCUGAAGGCUCCUCCACAACACCUGCAGCCCGGACUAUUGAGCCCAAUCGCAUCCUUGCCUUCUUCCAGCCAGGAAACAUUGGAUGACUCGGAGCAGGAAGAUAGCGAAGAUGAUUUACCUGGGCUGCCUCGCCGGCCCAUCCGACGCCUGGCACCCUUGACAACGCGCGGGUUUGCUGGGAAACUCGUGCAGAGAGAGCUAGGCGGUAUGCCAAGGGCAGGACGUGCAUACAUGUCAUUUCCCACUGCAGACUGGCGGACAGACACCGCCCCAUUCUACAGCAGACCGGAUGAUGUUCAUAGUUGCACAAGUCAAGACGGACCUGGACGAUGCAUACCGUUCUGUGUUGCUGCGUGCCACUCGAACAGCUUGACGGCGGUCGGCGAUGAAGAGGGCAGAAUUUGCCUCCUCGAGUCAUCGGGCGAUGCCUCUCAGCCAUUCAGCAAACUUCAUCUCACAUUCCAGGCUCACAGCAAUGCUAUCAUCGACCUGGCAUUUUCUGACGACGACUACCUGCUGGCGACCGCGUCAGGCGACCAGACUGGACGAGUCAUCGACAUGAUGACGCAGACGCCUAUUGCCAACCUGCAACAGCACACAGCAUCACUCAAGCAGGUCCGCUUCCAGCCUGGCAAGGCCAACAGCAGUGUGCUGGCCACCUCGUCACGAGACGGCAGCGUCCAAAUCUGGGAUCUCCGAUGCACGGGAGGGCCAGUACAAGAAAUUCCAAUAAUAGAACGAGAAAACGGUCUGAGCUUCAGACGACCAGCGCCCAAGCAAGGAUGUGCUGUCAACAGCAUCUACCAUGCUCACGCACGCACGCUCAAUCAGGCGAAACAAGCAGCAUCCAUAGGACCAGGCGACACGCCUUCCCGAGGCGAGCUGCCCGGCCGCAUUGGCGACGUCUCUGUCACAGCCAUGCAAUUCCUGCCGCCUGGCAAGGAGCACCUGCUGGUUACAGCAUGCGAGGCUGAUGCCUCGAUCAAGGUCUGGGACGUCCGCUCGAUCCACACGUCUCGCAGCAAGACCGCAACACCACUAUCCACAACUGCGCCGCCCUCAUCUCACUCACGCUGGCGGCCUUUCGGUAUUUCAUCCCUCUCGCUGGGCUCUGAUGCUUCAAGGCUAUAUGCCAUGUGCAAGGACAAUACUGUCUAUGCCUACUCAACGGCCCACUUGAUCCUCGGGCAUGCCCCAGAGAUGGAGACUCGCAAUGGAGAGGCUCCGCGACGCAGACAUGGCAUUGUGUCACAGCAGGGCCUGGGGCCUCUAUACGGCUUCAGACACCCUUCGUUCCAUGCGACAAGCUUCUACGUCAAAUGUGCGGUACGUCCAGCCCGCGAGGGCCGCAGCGAACUUCUCGCCGUCGGUAGUAACGACAGCUGCGCGGUCCUCUUCCCGACAGACGAGCGGUACUUCCGAGACGAUCUCGCCGGCUCGAUGGGUUCACUGAACCUGGGAAAUUCCACCAUUGCCACGUCGAACAAGGACGGCCCGCUCGGGAACACACGCAGACCACUGUUCCGCUCCAGCCUCUCGACGAAUCUAGCUUCAAGGGUGCAGGAUGACAUCCCCAUCGUGCGCGUAGGCACGCCGCUGGUCCGUGGUCACGAUCGCGAGGUCGGUGCCCUCGCAUGGACGAACCAGGGAAAGCUCGUCACCGUGGGCGACGAUUACCUGGUGCGUUGCUGGAGCGAGGAUCCGGCACAGGCAGCCGACCUGCGAACCGGAGGCGAGACCGAGGGUCGCCGGUGGGGCUGUGGCUGGGCGGACGUUGGUGAGGACUGGGACGUGCCAGACGAUGACAGUGAUAUGGGUGACGACGAGUAGGAGUGUGCAAAGAUCCUACUGCCAAGCAAGGAUGUCUGGCAGGAAAACGAAUUUGUUUUGAGCAAGCGAUGUGCCUGAAGGAGGUUAUGGCCUUUUGAUUCUGUAGAGUUUACAGUGCUCACCUACACGAUACCCCAGCACGAGUACAUAUACUAUCUCCAGAAAUCGUAGUCAAACAGAUACAUCAAACAGGGCUAUCUGACACUGGUCCUUUGGUUGAGAAAUUCGAUCUCUUCACUUGAUCCAUUAUUUGGUGACCCAACUUUAGCCACAUUUGCUUGCCAGUCAAAGUGCACAUUAGUCAUGGUGAUCACAGGACUCCAAGCAGGCCGACUUUGAUAG
Molecule: messenger RNA, 2850 nt
Organism: Microdochium trichocladiopsis
Lineage: Eukaryota; Fungi; Ascomycota; Sordariomycetes; Xylariales; Microdochiaceae
Product: WD40-repeat-containing domain protein
Exons: 1
Coding region: 265-2508 (747 amino acids)
Biological process (GO): proteasome-mediated ubiquitin-dependent protein catabolic process
Cellular component (GO): nucleus
Molecular function (GO): protein binding; protein-macromolecule adaptor activity
Source: RefSeq, a predicted model, not a curated record